Messenger RNA from Castor canadensis (American beaver), 4847 nucleotides. The record is from RefSeq and is a predicted model, not a curated record. Lineage: Eukaryota; Metazoa; Chordata; Mammalia; Rodentia; Castoridae.
GGAGAGCAUGGCGGGGGCCGGGGCCGCGCUGCUGGCCCUAGUCCUGCGGCUCGGGAGCCUGGCGCUGGCAGCGACCAGGGCUGCUGGAGAUGGGGCUGUCCCUAGGGAGCUUCCUGGGCUUGCUGACAUCCAUGACUACCAGCAACAGGUGCCAGCCGGCUCCUCCAUCCUUGCUGGGGCUACCCAGGAGCAGUGGCGCCCCCUGAAGGAGUGGCUGGGACGGCUGGAGGCUGAAGUGACCCAGCUCAGAGAGCAGAACAAGGACCUGCAGGCAAGAGUAAGGCAGCUGGAGUCCUGUGAGUGCCGCCUGGUCUCUCCCCAGUGCUGGGGACUGGGGCGCACCUGGCCUGAGGGGGCUCGCUGGGAGCCGGAUGCCUGCACAGCCUGUGUCUGCCAGGAUGGAGCUGCACACUGUGGCCCCCAGCCUGACUUGCCCCAUUGUCAUGGCUGCAGCCACAACGGCCAGGCCUACAGCAAUGGGGAAACCUUCUCUCCAGACUCCUGUACCACUUGCCGCUGCCUGGCAGGGACCGUGCAGUGCCAGGGGCCCUCAUGCUCCGAACUCAACUGUCUGGAGAGCUACACCCCACCUGGGGAGUGCUGCCCCGUCUGCCGGCCAGGCUGUGAGUAUGAGGGGAAGCUUUAUGAGGAGGGGACCAGCUUCCUGUCCAGGUCCAACCCUUGCCUGCAAUGUUCCUGCCUGAGGAGCCUGGUUCGCUGUGUGCCCAUGAAGUGCCCACCCAGCCCCUGUCCUGAACCAAUCCUGAGGCCUGGGCACUGCUGCCCAGCCUGUCAAGUCCGAGGCUGCACAGAAGGUGACUCUCACAGGGAACAUGGCCAAGAGUGGACCACACCUGGGGACCCCUGCAGGAUCUGCGGGUGCCUGGAGGGCCACAUCCAAUGCCGCCAGCAACAAUGUGCCAGUUUGUGUCCAUACCCUGCCCGGCCCCUCCCAGGCACCUGCUGCCCAGUGUGCGAUGGUUGUUUCCUAAAUGGACGAGAGCACCGCAGCGGGGAGCCUGUGGGCUCUGGGGACCCCUGCUUGCACUGCCGAUGUGCUAACGGGAGUGUCCAGUGUGAGCCUCUACCCUGCCCACCUGUGCCCUGCAGAUACCCAGGCAGGAUUCCCGGGCAGUGCUGCCCAGUCUGUGAUGGCUGUGAGUACCAGGGACACCAGUAUCGGAGCCAGGAGACCUUCAGGCUCCAAGAGAGUGGCCGCUGUGUCCACUGCUCUUGCCAGGCUGGCGAGGUCUCCUGUGAGGAGCAGGAGUGUCCAUUUGCCCCCUGUGCCCCAUCUGCCUCGGGUCCCCAGCCCUGCUCAGCCUGUGUGCUCAAUGGAGAGGAGUUUGCUGAAGGGGUCCAAUGGGAACCCGAUGACCAGCCCUGCACUGCCUGCUCUUGUCAAGAUGGUGUACCAGUGUGUGGGGCUGUACUGUGUCCCCCACCCCUCUGCCAGCACCCCACUCAGCCCCCUGGUGACUGCUGCCCCAACUGUGAGAGCUGCACCUACCACGGUCAAGUGUAUACCAAUGGGCAGAACUUCACAGAUGUGGACAGCCCUUGCCACAUCUGCCGCUGUGAGGAUGGGACUGUGAGGUGCUCCUUGAUUGACUGCCCUCCCACGACCUGCGCCAGGCCCCAGAGUGGUUCCCGCCAGUGCUGCCCCAGGUGCCCAGACUGCAUCCUGGAGACACAGGUGUUUGUGGACGGUGAGAGUUUCUCCCACCCUGGAGACCCCUGCCAGGAGUGCCACUGUCAGGAAGGCCAGGCCCGCUGCCAGCUUCGUGCCUGCCCCAGGGCCCCCUGUACCCACCCGCUGUUGGGUACCUGUUGCCGGAGUGACUGCAGUGGCUGUGCCUUUGGUGGGAAAGAAUACCCCAACGGAGCCGACUUCCCCCACCCCUCUGACCCCUGUCGUCUGUGUCACUGUCUGAGCGGCAACGUGCAGUGCCUGGCGCGCCGUUGCCCGCCGCUGUCCUGUCCAGAACCGAUCGUGGUGCCCGGAGACUGCUGCCCGCAGUGCCCGGCCGUCCCCGCCGGCUGCCCGCGGCCCGGGAGCGCGGUCCCCGCCGGCCACCAGGAGCACUUUACCCCGCCCGGCGACCCCUGCCGCCGCUGCCUCUGCCUCAACGGCUCUGUGUCCUGCCAGCGGCUGCCCUGUCCGCCCGCGCCCUGCGCCCACCCGCGCCAGGGUCCCUGCUGCCCCUCCUGCGACGGCUGCCUGUACCACGGGAAGGAGUUUGCCAGCGGGGAGCGCUUCCCGUCGCCCAGCGCCGCCUGCCACGUGUGCCUCUGCUGGGAGGGCAGCGUGGGCUGCGAGCCAAGGGCUUGUGCCCCUGCACAGUGCCCCUUCCCCGCCAGGGGCGACUGCUGUCCUGCCUGUGAUGGCUGUGAGUACCUGGGGGUGUCCUAUCUGAGCAGCCAGGAGUUCCCGGAUCCCCGAGAAGCCUGUAAUGUGUGCAACUGCCUUGGAGGCUUUGUGACUUGCAGCCGCUGGCCCUGUGAGCCUCCAGGCUGCAGCCACCCCCUCACCAUGCCUGGACAUUGCUGCCCAAUCUGCCAGGGAUGCCUGUAUCAUGGGGUCACUGCUGCCCCUGGAGAGACUUUCCCUGAUCCACUUGAUCCCACCUGCUCUCUCUGCACCUGCCAGGAAGGUUCUGUAAGCUGCCAGAAGAAACCAUGCCCCCCAGCUCUGUGCACACACCCCUCUCCUGGCCCCUGCUUCUGUCCUGUUUGCCAUAGCUGCCUCUCUCAGGGCCAGGAGCACCAGGAUGGGGAGGAGUUUGAGGGACCUGCAGGCAGCUGUGAGCGCUGUAGCUGUCAGGCUGGUCACGUGAGCUGUGUUCGGUUGCGGUGCCCGCCCCUGCCCUGCCUGCUCCAGGUCACAGAGCCAGGGAGCUGCUGUCCUCGCUGCAGAGGCUGCCUGGCUCAUGGGGCGGAGCACCCUGAAGGCAGUAGCUGGGUGCCCCCAGACAGUCCCUGCUCCUCCUGCAUGUGUCAUGAGGGCGUCGUCACCUGUGCCCGUGUCCAGUGUGUUAGCUCCUGCACCCAGCCCCACCAGGGGCCCAAUGACUGCUGCCCUCGAUGCUCUGGCUGUGAGCAUGAGGGGCAGAAGUACGGGCCCGGGGAAAUCUUCCAGCCUGGGGCAGACCCCUGCCAUGUGUGCAUCUGUGAGCCACAGCCUGAGGGACCUCCCAGUCUUCACUGUCACCGACGGCAGUGUCCCAGCCUGGUGGGCUGCCCAGAUAGCCAGCUUCUGCCCCCUGGACCCCAGCACUGCUGUCCCACCUGUGCCCAGGCACUGAGUAACUGCACAGAAGGCCUGCUGGGGUCUGAACUGACUCCACCAGACCCCUGCUACACCUGCCAGUGCCAGGAUCUGACAUGGCUCUGCAUUCACCGGACCUGUCCUGAGCUCAGCUGUCCCCUGUUGGAGCGCCACACCCCCGCUGGGAGCUGCUGCCCGGUGUGCCAGGCCUCCAACCAGUCGUGUGAGCACCAGGGCCGCCAGGUAGCCUCCGGGGAGCGCUGGGCGGUGGAUACCUGCACCAGCUGCUCCUGCGUGGCCGGCACCGUGCGCUGCCAGAGCCAGCGAUGCCCGCCGCUCUCAUGUGGCCGGGACGAGGCCCCUGCCCUGAGUCCUGGCAGCUGCUGUCCCCGCUGCCUGCCCCGGCCUGCUUCCUGCAUGGCCUUCGGAGACCCCCAUUACCGCACCUUCGACGGCCGUCUGCUGCACUUUCAAGGCAGCUGCAGCUACGUGCUGGCCAAGGACUGCCAUGGCGGGGACUUCAGUGUGCAUGUGACUAACAAUGAUCGGGGCCGGAGUGGCGUGGCCUGGACCCAGGAGGUGACAGUGCUGUUGGGGGACGUGGCUGUGCGGCUGCUGCAGGGCAGGACAGUCACGGUGGACCAGCGCCCAGUGGCUUUGCCUUUCCUGCAGGAGCCGUUGCUUUACGUGGAGCUGCGGGGUCGCACAGUGAUUCUGCACGCCCAGCCUGGGCUCCAGGUGCUGUGGGAUGGGCAGUCCCAGGUGGAGGUGAGCGUGCCCGGCUCCUACCGGGGCCAGACUUGCGGGCUUUGUGGGAACUUCAAUGGCUUUGCCCAGGAUGAUCUGCAAAGCCCUGAUGGGCUGCUCCUGCCCACGGAGGCUGCAUUUGGGAAUAGCUGGCAGGUCCCAGAAGGCCCAGGGCCUAGCCGGCCCUGUUCUGAGGGUCAAGAGGUGGAUCCAUGCCGGACAGCAGGUUACUGGGCCAGGCGUGAGGCCAAUGCCAGGUGUGGGCUGCUAAAGUCAUCACCGUUCAGUCGCUGCCAUGCUGUUGUGCCACCAGAGCCCUUCUUUGCUGCCUGCGUGUAUGACCUGUGUGCUUGUGGCCAUGGCUCCUCAGCAGAUGCCUGCCUCUGUGAUGCUCUGGAAGCCUAUGCCAGCCACUGUCGCCAGGCGGGGGUGACACCUGUCUGGAGAGGCCCUACACUCUGUGUGAUGGGCUGUCCCCUGGACCGAGGUUUCGUGUUUGAUGAGUGUGGACCACCCUGUCCCCGUACCUGUUUCAACCAGCAUGUCCCCCUGGGGGAGCUGGCAGCCCACUGCGUGAGGCCCUGCAUUCCUGGCUGCCAGUGUCCUGCAGGCCUGGUGGAGCAUGAGACCCACUGUAUACCACCUGAGGACUGUCCCCCCUUCCUGCUCACCGGAGACCAGCCACUCCACAACCUGCCCAGCCUCAGCCGGGAGCAGCCCCUGGCUCCACCCUGAGCCAGGGGGACCCAAAACUAGAACUCAUCAGUCCAGAAGUCUCCCUUUGGCGAGCAGCAACCACCGGGCCAGAGCUGCAGGGACAGUGCCCUGCUCA